This is a messenger RNA of Pangasianodon hypophthalmus (striped catfish), 3778 nucleotides long. It is a transcript of the gene hook1, whose product is annotated as hook microtubule-tethering protein 1. The transcript has 22 exons. Gene Ontology annotation, cellular component: cytoplasm; centrosome. The record is from RefSeq and is a predicted model, not a curated record. Gene Ontology annotation, molecular function: microtubule binding; dynein light intermediate chain binding. Gene Ontology annotation, biological process: cytoskeleton-dependent intracellular transport; cytoplasmic microtubule organization. Bases 94 to 2244 code for a protein of 716 amino acids. NCBI's taxonomy places the organism in Eukaryota, Metazoa, Chordata, Actinopteri, Siluriformes, Pangasiidae.
UCAGACGCAGCGGAAAAGGGAAGCGCACUGUUGACAGGUGGACGGAAAUAUAUUUAUAUAUUUAUAUGUGUUCGACCUGCGACGGUGGGAGAGAUGGAUUUGAACAAAACGGUGUUAUGUGAGAGCCUUAUUAUUUGGCUGCAGACCUUUAACACUGCAGCACCAUGCAAGACCGUGGAGGAUCUGACUACAGGUGCAGCUAUGGCACAAGCUCUGCAUCAGAUAGAUCCGUCCUGGUUCAAUGACAGCUGGUUGACGCGUAUUAAGGAAGAUGUUGGAGAAAACCUGAGACUCAAGUUGAACAACCUUAAAAAGAUCUUGCAGAUGAUUGUUGAUUACUAUAAUGAGGUCCUGAAUCAGCAGACGUCAGGCUUCCCCCUGCCUGAUGUGGUGCGCGUGGCCGAACUCUCUGACCCCCUGGAGCUCGGGCGCCUCCUGCAACUCAUCCUCGGCUGUGCUGUCAAAUGUGAUAGGAAACAAGAGUAUAUCCAGAUCAUAAUGACACUGGAGGAAUCUGUGCAGCAUGUAGUCAUGACAGCCAUUCAGGAGCUAAUGAGCAGAGAGUCCUUGGCCCAAUUAGGGACCGAGCCACAGGGGGAUGUAGAACAGCAGCUGAAGAAAGCUCUGGAGGACUUGACCGAGCUGAUGGCAGAGAAAGAUGAACUAGCUCAACGCUGCCAAGAGCUCGACAUCCAGGUAGCAAUUCUGCAGGAAGAGCGGAAUAGCCUCUUAGCGGAGAACGAUGUCCUGACGGAUCGAACCAGUCAAUUGGAUUCCUUUGACGAUCCCAGCACUCCAUCAGGGAAGAAACACAGUCAGCUCCAGCUGCAGCUAGAACAACUCCAAGAGGAGAACUUCAGACUGGAGGCGGCUAAAGACGACUACCGUAUUCACUGUGAGGAGCUGGAGAAGCAGCUGGUGGAGCUCCAGCACCGUAAUGAUGAGCUCACCAGCCUGGCCGAGGAGUCUCGCUCGCUGAAGGAUGAGCUCGACAUACUGAGGAGCUGCUCUGACCGGGCAGUGAAGCUUGAAGCCUCUGUGGAAACAUACAGGAAGAAGCUGGAGGAUCUUGGUGACCUGAGACGACAGGUGAAGGCUCUGGAAGAGAAGAACAUGACUUACAUGCACAACACUGUCAGUCUCGAGGAGGAGCUCCGCAAAGCCAACGCUGCACGCGCCCAGCUAGAAACUUACAAGAGACAGGUCCAGGAGCUUCACAGGAAGUUGUCUGAAGAGACUCGCAGAGCCGACAAUCUGGCCUUCGAGAUGAAGAAGUUUGAGGAAAAGCAUGAAGCCUUACUGAAGGAGAAAGAGAGGAUCAUCAUUGAGCGAGACUCUUUAAGAGAGACCAAUGAGGAGCUUCGUUGUACACAGGCUCAACAAGACCAGCUUCUGCAAGCUGAAAUGUUUAAAACUGGAAGUCCGACCCGGGACAACUUGGCAGCUGAGAUGUUGCCCAUCGAGUACAGAGAGAAGUUCAUUCGUUUGCAGCAUGAGAAUAAGAUGCUGCGAGUGCAGCAGGAGGACUCUGAGAACGAGCGUAUUGCUGAGCUCCAGAUGCAGCUGGAGGAGGCACGGCGUUCACACAGUGAGCUGGACACUGAGAACAGGUUGAACAGAGAGAGCAUCACUGAGCUGCAGCAGCAGGUUGAAGAUUUGCAGAAAGCCCUCCAGACCCAGGGAGCCAAACCUGAGGAUUCCCAUCUGAAGAGGAAGCUGGAUGCUCAUAUGGUGCAACUGAAUGAAGCGCAAGAUGAGAUCAUGAAGAAGAAGGAGCUACUGGAGGACCUACAGCCAGAUGUGUCUCAAACCUCAGCACUGAAGGUGGAUGAACUGAUGGCUGCUCUGAAGAAGAAGGACGAUGACAUGCGAGCGAUGGAGGACAGAUACAAAAUGUAUCUGGAGAAAGCACGCAAUGUGAUCCGAGCACUGGACCCAAAGUUGAACCCAGCCUCAGCUGAGAUCCAGUCCCUGAAGAACCAGCUAUCAGAGAAGGAGAAGAGAAUAAUCGCUCUAGAGAGAGAGUGUGAGCAGGCUAAGCUGAGAGAGUAUGAGGAGAAACUGAUUGUGACUGCAUGGUACAAUAAGAGCCUGAAUUUUCAUAAGUUGGCGAUUGAGUCUCGUCUGAGCGGGUGCUCGAACUCUCUGGUGCCACCUGGCCAGUCCUUCCUAGCCCAGCAGCGUCAGGUGACCAACGCACGACGCGCCUUGUCAGUCAACGUGUCUGCCAGCUCCUCCAAGUGAUGACUCGACCCCCCCACUACACCUGGUUUUCCCUUUUCUCAAGUGCACACUUAAGUGACCUUAAACACCUUGAACUCCUAAGUAAAGGGACAAGCAUGCCAUAAUGUGAACAUUAGCACUUACAAACUCCACAUAUAUACUCAAACAAUCAAGCAAGGAUUUAACACUUCACAAAAACAAUACUCACUCAAGCACAGUAAUUCAAUUUUAAAGACUAUUAUACACUUUAAUUUACCAUGCACACAACAGACUACAGCCUCUGCAAUUAGUUACGUAAGACAAGCUGCAACAGCUGUAUUUAUUACUGGCUUGAUAUCUAUAUUAUUAUUUCAACAGUGACAUUUGUGAAAGACAAAUUCAGAGAAAGAUGUAUCAUGAUAUUGUCCUUAGUAUGCGUUUAGGAUGCAUGACGAAGGCUAAACUGGACUUCCAGUAGUAUUCUAUGCAGUCAGGUAAUGUGUACUAUUAUAAAUAUGAAUACUACUAUUGCCCUGAAUGUAUAUAAAGAGACGUGUGUUUAUUGAUAUUUCAUUUAACCUCUCAGCUUCCAUGCAUGUUCACAAAAUCAGCUACAUUGAAUGAUAUGGAUAAAGCAUCAGGAAAAACGCAUAUAUGGUGCUGGACACCAAAUGCUCUUUUUUUUUCUACUACAAAAUGACUACUUUUCUUAUAAUUGAAUACAAAAAGUAAACAAUUACCAAUCACAAAAGUUUAAAUGUAGGUGCUACAGACAGUCUUUAAUCAACUAGAACAAGCUGUCUGUAUAAUUUAACGUCAAUAAUAAUUUAUUUAAUACAGAAAUUGACUGUGAUUGGACUCGUGCAUGCUCUUAUGAACAGCAGCAGAACCUUGUUGUCUCUUGUAUAUUUUAUCUGGCUUUAAUGUGUAAAAGCAUCAGAUAUCAGGAUUAAAUCACCAGCUCAUGGUCAUGGCAUCCCAGCCCAAUCGUCCUAUUAUAGGGUGAAAUGCUGUGACCUUUUUUCUGAUUGCUUUCUUUUUCACCAACUGGCAUUUAUUUAUGGAAACCAUUCGUGACCAAUAAAUGAUCUGUUGCUGCAGUAUAGAUUUAGAAAGACUGUCAGAGGGUCAGAAUAAUUUGGGAUUGUAUCAUACAAAGGUGAUUAGUUUUUGUUGGAAACUAUUUAGCCAGUGUUCCCCAACCCAGAUGGUUCACACUUUUGCUCCCAGCAAUCAAGAACACCUGGUUAAGCGCAAAAAGGUUACCUGAGGCUGUCGCUCAACACUGGAUUGGUAAACACUACUUUUGGCUCAGUUUACACUCUUACUGGUUAGUCAAGUUUCUUAAAUAGAGUCAUAAUCUCUAAUUUACUUUCUAUUUUAAUUAUUAUUGUAAUGAAUAUAGGAUUUUUAUCCUUUACUGGGAAAUAUGAUGAAAUUGUUUUGAAUGAUAAAUACAGAUACUUAUGUAAAAUGCUAAAAGAGAUAGGCUUUUAAAGUUGUGUAUGUCAUUACUGAGUGUUAUAUGUUUUUGUCAAUCACAAAGCUUAAUAAAGAUAAAAAUGAAUAUAAAUAA